AUGGAAUAUGAAGCAAACUUCUCACAUAAAUUUAACUCUAUAAACAAUAUCUUAAAAGCAAUUCAUAAAGAGGCUCUUAUCAAUUUCCUCGUAUCAAUCACUGACUGGUCGACUGCUAUAAUUCCUCCGCUACUUAUGACAGUUGGUGCAUUUUACAUGCAAUUUUUUAGUUCGGUUGUGAUAUCACCUUAUUAUUUCUCACCCUUCGAUAUUAUAAAAAAAAUCUUAUUUCCACGCUUAUUUAAAGUCGCUAUAUACUUCUCAAGUUUUCUCAUCUCCUUCAAUUGGCUAAAUCAAUUUGAUGAUGUGGAAGAAGACAAACUUAACAAACCCUUUCGUCCCAUUCCAUCCGGUCUCGUCACAGUUGAAGGUGCACGACGCCGGUUAAUCGCAUUUAACAUAAUAUUUCCAAUUGUAUCUUAUCUCAUCGGUGGUUUGCCUUUACUUAUCAGCGCUUUUCUUUGGCAAAUGUGGUUUGUCACUUAUAAGCUUCUCAACCUUAGUGUCAAUGCUCUCUGCAAGAAUUUCUUUUCGGCUUUUGGUGCAUGGAUUAUGUUUGUCGUUACCAGUAAUCUUAUAACUGGUACUGAGUUUAAAGUAUCUAAAUGGUGGGGCUGUGAACCGUGCCCAUUUAAACUUUCGGUUGUUAUAUUUGUGUUCUUCACCCUUCAAGUCCAAGAUCUUCGGGAUCAGAAAGGCGACGCUCUUAUUGGUCGUAAAACAUUACCCCUUCUUAUUGGUGAUAACAUUUGUAGGCGGUUAACUGCUAUAGCAUUUGUCCUGUCCGCAUUUUUCUUAUAUGGUUCUGCGAAUUAUUUUUUGAUAUUGCCUGGUGUCAAAAAGCUCAACACAUCUGUUCCAUCAGAAUUCACUAUUAUCGAAAUUAUUCUUUUUGCUGUAAUAGCGUGGACAUGUGUUAGAUUGAUUAAAUAUAGGGACCAAAGAGAGGAUCGCUAUACUUAUGAGAUAUGGUAUAGCGGGUUUUAUGCUGUACUUUGCUUUUAUUAUGGAAUGACUAUUGGCACAUUCUCUAACAAUAUAUCAUUAAAUAAUGCGAUUUCCAUAGUAGAUUAUUGA
Dentiscutata erythropus is the source of this 1077-nucleotide messenger RNA. Lineage: Eukaryota; Fungi; Glomeromycota; Glomeromycetes; Diversisporales; Gigasporaceae. The record is from the annotation of a GenBank genome assembly.